UAUGACGUCACUUCUGGCAGCGGCGAAUGAAAUGGCGAGUGGCGGCGGUGGCGGUGGGAGUAAGAUGGCGGACAAAGAGAAGAAGAAGAAGGAGAGCAUUUUGGAUCUCUCCAAGUAUAUCGAUAAAACGAUCCGGGUGAAGUUCCAAGGUGGGAGAGAAGCAAGUGGUGUCUUGAAAGGAUUUGACCCUCUUCUGAACCUUGUGCUGGAUGGUACCAUUGAAUACAUGCGAGAUCCAGAUGAUCAGUACAAAUUAACAGAAGACACACGUCAGCUGGGACUUGUGGUCUGCAGAGGGACUUCUGUGGUUCUUAUUUGCCCACAGGAUGGGAUGGAAGCUAUUCCAAACCCUUUCAUUCAGCAGCAAGAUGGCUAGUGCUUUGGAUUGUCUCUGAUGACUUCGAGGGUGCAGAUCAUCAGAGAAAACUUACCAGUGUGUUGAGAAGCUUCCUGAGUUGGGGAAGGGGUUUAAAUGUGGAUUUGUUAGUGUGAAAGAAUGGUCAAUUGUUAUGUUUGUGGCUUGCCAUAAAUGAUGCAAGGAUGGGGCAUGACAUGUAAGAAGUAUGUUCUGAUUUCCCCCCUCCCAGUAAAUGUGUAACUUACACUGUUCAGAGCUGCCAGGGGGCCACAUAUUGUCAUGGAAUUAUCUGAGGCCCUCUUGAUCUUGUGAGUUUUGGAGCACCCACAUAAAAUUAGUAAAGAAUGCGCUGAAUAUCGGUUAUAUCCUUUACAUUUUUAAAUACAUUAAAAUGUAUUUAAGCUAA
Molecule: messenger RNA, 764 nt
Organism: Melopsittacus undulatus (budgerigar)
Lineage: Eukaryota; Metazoa; Chordata; Aves; Psittaciformes; Psittaculidae
Gene: LSM7
Product: LSM7 homolog, U6 small nuclear RNA and mRNA degradation associated
Exons: 4
Coding region: 2-376 (124 amino acids)
Biological process (GO): mRNA splicing, via spliceosome; nuclear-transcribed mRNA catabolic process
Cellular component (GO): U2-type prespliceosome; U12-type spliceosomal complex; Lsm1-7-Pat1 complex
Molecular function (GO): RNA binding
Source: RefSeq, a predicted model, not a curated record